Messenger RNA from Drosophila innubila, 1812 nucleotides. Its product is annotated as hornerin. The transcript is spliced from 5 exons. The record is from RefSeq and is a predicted model, not a curated record. The coding region runs from base 306 to 1715 and encodes 469 amino acids. NCBI's taxonomy places the organism in Eukaryota, Metazoa, Arthropoda, Insecta, Diptera, Drosophilidae.
CACACACGUAAAAAUCAAUACUCGCCGCCAUAUUUUUUCACUCCGAGUCGGACGCGUUUUUAUGAUAAGUUAAGCAGCGAAAAUAGUAUACACACGAUUAUAAGUGGCUAAAUAGUGAUUAUAAAGUGGUACAUGAUCGAAUAAAAACGUUUCUGCACUGCAUGCAUGCUAUAAAAGCGCCUUUAGAAUCCAAGUCGGCAAACGUGUGUGCGCGUCCGAGUAAUUGUGUAUGUGUGUGUGUCUCAGUGUUGCGAUUGUGUAAAAUUAUUAUUGAAAAGAGCAAGAGCGUUGUUGGUUGCUAAAACAUGGAAGGAGCUGCACAAGUAUCUGCCCCACCGGGCGGUGGUCCACGUGGCGGUGGCUACAGAGGUCGUGGCGGUGGCCCUCCAAUGCGCGGUGGCUUCGAGCGUGGACGUGGACGCGGAAUGGGUCGCGGUCACUUCAUGGGUGGCAUGCGCGGUGGGGGAAUGGGCGGCGGUGGUCCGCCGAUGCAGGGCAUGAUGUCGGGCCCCUCCCGCGGCAUGCGUCCCCGUGGUGGACUGGGAUAUCAAGGUCGAGGUGGGAGCGGCGGCUUUCAGCCACGCGGUGCUCCCAUGGGUAUGCGGGGCGGUCGUCCGCCUAUGUACCAGCAGCCUCCCAAACAGCACACUGGCGCCGAUAACAACAAGACGGUAUCACCAGUACCCACAGCUUCCGCAGUAGCUGGAGAUCAGCAGUCCGGCGAUGCUGCCGGUGAAGAUGGCACGGACGCAGCAGCUGGAGCAACCAGCUCGACAACUGCAGCAGUCAACUCACAUGUGGUAAGCAGUGCACCUGGCAGCAACAGCAACAACAACGGAGGACCGCCGCCCUACAUAAGUCGGGGUCGAGGACGUGGCGGACCGUUUGGUGGUCGCGGACGCGGCGGCGGUUACAACUCACACAUGAACGGCAAUGGCGGAAGCGGGAUGUACCAGCACUCGCACCACACCAGCUCGAUGGGCGGACCAGGAAGCGAGCACGGCGGAAUGCCGCGACGUGGCUCCCUGCGCGGGCGAGGCGGUGGUUACAAUCAAGGUAUGAGUCGGCCACCUAUGCAACAUCACCAACAGGCACAUAAUGUCAAUACACAAAUUGCACCGGUACCAGCUCUCAAACGUGGCGCACCCGGAGGUCCAGGCCCCAAGCGUGGACGUUACGAGGGGGGACCCUAUGGCCAGCGACCCAUGACGCCAAAGUAUCACUCGGCCUCCCAGCAUAUGCCCCAAUCCUCAUAUGGAUCGCAAACAAGCCAUCAUGCUCCAGCACCAAGCCAUCAUGGUGGCUAUCAGACGCAUGACCAGACGCAGCAUUUCGAUCCGUACUCCCAGAGCGGAUACAGUGCACAGCCGACCGCUCAGCAGGGCUACAACGGAUAUGGUCAGAGCAGCGGCUAUGCAGCACACACAACACAAGCGACCACACCAGCCAGCAGCAGUUAUGCGUCGCAUCAUGGCACUGAAUAUGAUCAGAGCCAAUAUCAAGGCUACAACUCAACGGGAUAUGCCCAGCAAGAUACGCGCUAUCAGUACGGCCAAGACUAUAGCCAACAGUAUGGAACGGCAGCAGUUGAUUACAAUGCAACUGGUCAAACGGAUUACAGUCAACAGAGCGCUGCUUACGAUGAACGCGCUUAUGCCGGUUAUGAUUCGCAGGCGUAUUCUCAGAACUACUCGAACGCAGCAGCCUAUUACUAGACAACUAAACAACCUGCCGCAUCCCUCAAAUGGCGAUACACACAUUAAUGAAGAAAGAACGCUGUGCGUGCUGCAACACGUAUGCCAAAUACCAAAA